Phaeodactylum tricornutum CCAP 1055/1 is the source of this 731-nucleotide messenger RNA. RefSeq lists its product with no specific name. The record is from RefSeq and is a predicted model, not a curated record. NCBI's taxonomy places the organism in Eukaryota, Bacillariophyta, Bacillariophyceae, Surirellales, Neidiaceae. The transcript has 3 exons. The annotation marks the transcript as partial.
CAGUAACUUAAAUGUACCGUACCAGCAACAGCGCUUCACGUGUUCCAAAAAGGCACCCGAGGGGAACCGUCGAUCUUGCGUAGUUCCACUUCCUGCAAACGAGACACGGGACAUUGUCAAAGCUCACUCCAAACCGGUGUCCCUGACACUUCCACAUCGCAAUCAACUCGUCUGGUGGCAGACGAAAAAACUCACACACUUCCGGGAAAAGCAUUGUUGCAAGGCAUACGAUGGGUUGUGCGUCGUCGACCGAAGUUGUUACGGAUCACACGGGAGCAGAACAGAAAAAGAAAAAGUUGGGCGGGGCCUACCCGGGCCAGCGUCGCCCGCAGCAUCAAACGUACGUUCCGCCGACCUCCGAGUUCGACCACAACGGCCAGGCUGUGGCGCACUUUGUCGCGUACGGAGGCGGCAACGCUCUGACGCUGGUACAACAAGAUGGAUCCGCUCAUCCCCAAAGCGGCAAAGCGGAGUCUCAAUUUGUUCAAGUUACUCUACCCAGUGGAGUCAGCGCCGGCCAAACUAUUCACGUGCAGGCCCCGGAUGGUCAAGUGAAUGCCAUUGUCAUUCCCGCCGGAUUCGGGCCUGGCUCAACCUUUACUGUAGAGUUUGCACCGGAAGGAGAGACGUCUCCUCAAGGCAAGACCAACGCAGUUCCUCCCUCCUCCGGACAGACUCAAAAUACCAGUACAGGCGACGACGAGAUUUGCGACUUCGUUCGGAAACCCUAA